UUUUUUGAUUGAGUCUUUUUAUAAUUUUGUUCACCUAACUAAUUACAUUACCUGUGCAAAAAUUUCAACGUUUUACUAUUAGUGGAAAAUGUUGCUCAACGCGAGUUUAAAAUUUCAUGAAUUUUUCUCUGGUGCUAAGAGUCCUCUCUUGUGGAAAACAAAUAAAAACCCAAGAGUUUAGUGUUUUGUUGAACGAAACAAGAGAGUUAUACCUUAGAAAUUAUGGUUGGUAUAACAUGCCAAGUUCAGUGCAUAAAGUUUUAGUACAUGGAUGUGAUGUAAUUAAAUACUUUGAUUUACCAAUAGGUUCAUUAUCAGAAGAAGCCUUAGAAUGUUCACACAAAAACAUAAGAAAAUAUCGGCUUAAUCGUUCUCGAAAAACUGGAAGACUACAAAGCAAUACGGAUUUAAUGACUCGUUUGAUAUUAUCGUCAGAUCCAUUAGUUGCAUUUAAAAGAAAUAUAAAACAGAGAAACAAAUAUUUAAAGGGUUCUGAUCUCAGCUUUAAUAAAUACAUUGUUGAAAGUGACGAAGCAGACAAAAGCAUGGAAUCAUUUGAAUCAGUGAUCACUUCCUCCUCUUCUGAGGACUCUGAAACUGAGUGAUUAUAACAACUAGUUCGGUUUUUAUUAACAUAUUAUAUGUUAUUACCAUAUAACAGCUAUUAUUACUUACAUACUCAACAGUGAUUAUGCUUUAUUUUAAAUGAAAUCAAAAGAAUUUUUUUUUCUAAAGGUUAACAUGUAAGGAAAACCGACUUAAUUUUUCAAAUUACCAUAAUGUAUUCACUUAGGAAGUAAAGUUUAGACGAAUUUUGACUAUUAAGACUAUUUUUCUGAACACUUAGCAACAAUGAUAUGCCAUAUUUCAUUUUUAAAUAAUCAUGUGCAAAAACUCGGUGUUUUUUUAAUGGGUACCCGUUACAAAAAAACCGAUUACUUUCUUAAAAUUAGAGUAAUAUAGACA
This is a messenger RNA of Rhagoletis zephyria (snowberry fruit fly), 966 nucleotides long. RefSeq lists its product as uncharacterized. Lineage: Eukaryota; Metazoa; Arthropoda; Insecta; Diptera; Tephritidae. The record is from RefSeq and is a predicted model, not a curated record.